AUGGCCGCAAAGACCAAGGCACAGGACAUCAUUGACAACAAUGCAGUUGCGGUCUUCUCCAAGUCGUACUGCCCAUACUGCAAGGCCACCAAGUCGCUGUUGAGCGAGCUGGGCGCAAAGCCAUACAUCAUCGAGCUCGACCAAGUUGAUGACGGCGCCGCCAUCCAAGAUGCCCUCCAGGAGAUCACCAACCAGCGCUCCGUCCCAAACAUCUUCAUCGACCAUAAGCACAUUGGCGGCAACUCCGAGCUGCAGUCCAAGAAGAGCGAGCUGCCAAACCUGUUGAAGCAGGCCAACGCCGUCUAG
Messenger RNA from Zasmidium cellare ATCC 36951, 306 nucleotides. RefSeq lists its product as uncharacterized. Gene Ontology annotation, biological process: cellular response to oxidative stress. The record is from RefSeq and is a predicted model, not a curated record. Bases 1 to 306 code for a protein of 101 amino acids. The transcript is spliced from 3 exons. Gene Ontology annotation, molecular function: glutathione disulfide oxidoreductase activity. NCBI's taxonomy places the organism in Eukaryota, Fungi, Ascomycota, Dothideomycetes, Mycosphaerellales, Mycosphaerellaceae. Gene Ontology annotation, cellular component: nucleus; cytoplasm.